CAACAUGGUCACUUUUUGUGACCAAAAUGCUGACCUUCAUGUACGCUUGCCAAUUACGCAGAAGAACGUACCCACCUUUCCGGAGAAGUGAUUCCGCUAUUGGAUGUAGUGCUCGGUUUCUGCUUGAACUCUUGGAACGGAAUGGUACUUAUUAAGGAAUACCAAGUGGUGUUGCCAUGUUCUGUAGAAGAGUACCAGGUCGGCCAGUUGUUUUCUGUGGCUGAGGCCAGUAAGAACAAUACUGGAGGUGGAGAGGGGAUCGAGGUGCUCCGAAAUGAGCCAUACGAGAAGGAAGGGGAGAAGGGCCAGUACACCCACAAAAUCUACCACAUACACAGUAAGGUCCCCAGUUAUAUCCAGAUGUUUGCCCCAGAAGGUGCCUUGGUUUUCCAUGAGAAGGCUUGGAAUGCAUAUCCCUACUGUCGCACAAGACUACACAGUUGUGACGAAUGAAUACAUGAAGGAGGACUUUUUCAUUAAGAUUGAAACCUGGCACAAACCUGACUUGGGGACUUCUGAUAAUCCACACGGUUUGCCCCCGGAAGAGUGGGAGGACACUGAGGGGGUGCCCAUUGACAUUGCAGAUCGGUCUCAAGUCGAUGACGUUGACUACAAGGAAGAUGAAGAUCCUGCAGUUUUCCACUCUGAGAAAACGGGUCGAGGGCCAUUGGGACCUGGCUGGAAGAAAGAGCUCCAUAACAGUAAUUGCCCCUACAUGACGGCCUAUAAAUUGGUCACUGUUCAUUUCCGCUGGUGGGGUCUGCAGGGGAGAGUGGAAAAAUUCAUUCACAAGCAGGAGAAGAGGCUAUUUACAAACUUUCACAGGCAGCUGUUUUGUUGGCUGGACCGCUGGGUUGAUCUGUCCAUGGACGACAUUCGGAGAAUGGAAGAAGAGACACAGAGGGAGCUGGACAAGAUGCGUUAUGAGGGUUCAGUCAGAGGGAUGAAAGCAGGAGAAGACUAGACUGAGAUGGACAGUGGAACAAGAUGUUUGAUCAACAAUUAAUUUUACCUCCCACACGCACCCAUACCAUUUCAUUCUGCAUCCUAUCAGAAUGUUGGAACAACCAAACCCUUCCAAAGAGGAAGUUGUCAUUACCCAAGACCGUUACUAUCAGUGUACACAAGUGUCUAUUUGUAUGGAUGUACAUGCGUGUGAAUGCAUAUGUUGGUUUUUCAGUCCGCAUUUUUAACUAAUCAUUUUGCUGCCAAAUUAUUGGGAUUUUAAGCAUUGUCAUUUCAAUAGUUCUUUUUUUUAUAUAAUUAUUGCUAUUAAACUGUUUGGUCAUGUUGAAAUUAUUACUGUACUAUGAAGUGUCAGUGGUUCUCUCAACCAAACCCCUCAAUUGAAAAGCUUUAAUUUACCCAUCAUUUUAGUGCUCUUCAUUUUUGCAGAACACUGAAGGCAUCACUUACAAGUUUCAUUUUUAAAAGAAGUUAACAUACAGGCUAACCAUUAUUGGUCCUAUGAUCUAUAGAUACUGGUACACACGAUUGGUAAUUUGUUGAUAUUAUCCAAAUUCUGAUCUUUAUUAGUGUCCUUGAACAGGAAUUCAUCAUUUGAAAAUUUCUUUUUUUUCUUUUUUUUUUUUUUUAAGUGAAAAUUUUAAUCACUUGCUGAAAUAGGCUGUUAAUACCAGGGUCUACAAUGGAUGGGUUUGCCAUAGAGAAUUUUUCUGAGAAUGUUUGAUGGACAAUAAUAAACACCACAACUGUA
Molecule: messenger RNA, 1717 nt
Organism: Conger conger (European conger)
Lineage: Eukaryota; Metazoa; Chordata; Actinopteri; Anguilliformes; Congridae
Product: phosphatidylinositol transfer protein beta isoform-like
Exons: 11
Coding region: 275-964 (229 amino acids)
Biological process (GO): phospholipid transport
Cellular component (GO): cytoplasm
Molecular function (GO): phosphatidylinositol binding; phosphatidylinositol transfer activity; phosphatidylcholine intramembrane carrier activity
Source: RefSeq, a predicted model, not a curated record